Molecule: messenger RNA, 1254 nt
Organism: Gigantopelta aegis
Lineage: Eukaryota; Metazoa; Mollusca; Gastropoda; Neomphalida; Peltospiridae
Exons: 1
Coding region: 1-1254 (417 amino acids)
Source: RefSeq, a predicted model, not a curated record
AUGCAGGAAGAAACCAGUGCUGGUAACAUGCUGAUCAAUCUUACAACAAACAAUGGGAAUGAUGAAAACGAAAAACUAGAACAUACGGGAGUAUAUAACCUCAUGCAGGAAGAAACCAGUGCUGGUAACAUGCUGAUCAAUCUUACAACAAACAAUGGGAAAGAUGAAAACGAUAAACUAGAACAUACGGGAGUAUAUAACCUCAUGCAGGAAGAAACCAGUGCUGGUAACAUGCUGAUCGAUCUUACAACAAACAAUGGGAAAGAUGAAAACGAUAAACUAGAACAUACGGGAGUAUAUAACCUCAUGCAGGAAGAAACCAGUGCUGGUAACAAGCUGAUCAAUCUUACAACAAACAAAGGGAAAGAUGAAAACGAUAAACUAGAACAUACGGGAGUAUACAACCUCAUGCAGGAAGAAACCAGUGCUGGUAACAAGCUGAUCAACCUUACAACAAACAAUGGGAAUGAUGAAAACGAAAAACUAGAACAUACAGGAGUAUAUAACCUCAUGCAGGAAGAAACCAGUGCUGGUAACAUGCUGAUCAAUCUUACAACAAACAAUGGGAAUGAUGAAAACGAAAAACUAGAACAUACGGGAGUAUAUAACCUCAUGCAGGAAGAAACCAGUGCUGGUAACAUGCUGAUCGAUCUUACAACAAACAAUGGGAAAGAUGAAAACGAUAAACUAGAACAUACGGGAGUAUAUAACCUCAUGCAGGAAGAAACCAGUGCUGGUAACAAGCUGAUCAAUCUUACAACAAACAAUGGGAAAGAUGAAAACGAUAAACUAGAACAUACGGGAGUAUAUAACCUCAUGCAGGAAGAAACCAGUGCUGGUAACAAGCUGAUCAAUCUUACAACAAACAAUGGGAAUGAUGAAAACGAAAAACUAGAACAUACAGGAGUAUAUAACCUCAUGCAGGAAGAAACCAGUGCUGGUAACAUGCUGAUCAAUCUUACAACAAACAAUGGGAAUGAUGAAAACGAAAAACUAGAACAUACGGGAGUAUAUAACCUCAUGCAGGAAAAAACCAGUGCUGGUAACAUGCUGAUCAAUCUUACAACAAACGAUGGGAAUGAUGAAAACGAAAAACUAGAACAUACGGGAGUAUAUAACCUCAUGCAGGAAGAAACCAAUGCUGGUAACAUGCUGAUCGAUCUUACAACAAACAAUGGGAAUGAUGAAAACGAAAAACUAGAACAUACAGGAGUAUAUAACCUCAUGCAGGAAGAAAGAAACAAGUGCUGGUAA